UUCUAUACAUUUAUAUAAUACGAAGGUUGAUUAUGUCGCGUAACAAAUAUAUACAAGUAUCUUGGAAUGCUAUUAAUGGAAUCGCAAUCAAUCGUGUUUCUUUGCAUUGCAAUGUACUCUAGUUAUUGUAUUGUGCAUCAAAAUAAGAUUUACACGGAAUAGACCAUAACUAUCAUAAGUUAUUUCAUUCAUCUGUUGUAUUCUGAUGGUAAAACUUCUGCAUAUAAUGUAAAAUUGUAUGCCUGAGAUGAUCUUCAAGUGUGAAAGGAGGUUUCAAUGACAAUUGCAUUGUGUACAAAACCACGAAUAAUUCAGUCAUGGCUACUACAAAAUCUCCGGAAAACACGUCCAGUAUCUAUAACCAUGACGACUUUCUAUUUAUAAAUCACCAUGUACUUAUGAACUCACUGACGCCAUCACUUAUUUAUAUGAUUGUGUUGCUAAUCUUUGGAAUUCCUGGAAAUAUAUCAGUACUUUAUAUUUACAUAGUGAAAUGUCGUGCGUCAACUACGCGCAUUUUUAUAAUGGCGUUAGCGUUUCUCGAUAUUGUACACUGUACAUUCAUCAUGCCAAUAGAAAUAGCGCUACUGGUGCAUUUCGAUAGCUUUGAUUAUCCUGUUCUUUGUAAAAUUUCUCGAUUCAUUUCGUCAGUUAUAAAUAAUUCGUCUGCUUUUAUAUUGAUUGCAAUUGCCAUUGACAGAUUCAAAAGGAUAUGUCGACCCCAUGGACCUCUAAUAGACCCAAACACUGCCAAGAAGCUUGUGAUUAGUGCUCUGAUAUUUGCUAUUAUUACUUCAUGGCAAAUGUGUUUGCUUUACGGCACACGUACUCUUAAACAUGGCAAAACCUGUUUAAUUUCCGAUCAUAUGCAUGGCAAAGUUUUUCCUACUUUAUAUGUGUAUGUACUAGUAGUUGGACAGACUAUUACAGAUAUGUUACUCAUUAUAUUUUACUCACUUGUUGGUCGAGAAGUUUGUAUUCGUAAAGCACAGAGACGUCAUAGACGAAGUCUGCGCAUGAGCACGGAAAUUUCACAAAUCAGAAAUAGUUUAGAUUUUUCAGACGAAACACCGUCUCCAAAUUCGACAGAACCUUCCGGUAGGUUUUCUUUCAUUUUCAGAAGGGAAACAUCAAACGAGUCAUCAUCUUCUAAAAAUACUGAAAUUGCUCGCUCCAUAUCUAGACAAUCGAGAGGAAGUAGUAUCAGGCGACAGGUUCUGAGUAAAACAACUAUCAUGAUGUUUCUAGUGACCGUGACAUUCAUCUUAUCGUUUGUACCCCAUACGGUGGCAGUUAUCAUUCGGUAUCAAGCCAAGACAAUAGUUCAAUCUUUAACAGUUUCAGGAAUGGUGACAUAUCAACUUUGUCUUAGGUCGUAUUUUAUGAAUAGUGUGCUCAACCCUUUCAUCUAUUGUUUUGUCAGCAAGCAAUUCAGAAACCAAUUUAAAGAAAGCCUCCAAUGGUGCAAAAAACAAGGAAAUCUUAAGCUGUAGAUCGCAUUACAAUAUAUCUUUAUCUAAGUGACGAACACCGUAACAUUAUUAAUGCUAAACAUUGUUUUGUGUGCAUUUUGUUUCUGCUUAGGACUAGUUAAACCUCAGACGACGAAAAUAAGUCAAAAAUAAAUACAUUUAUUGAAUGUAAA
Messenger RNA from Mytilus californianus (California mussel), 1645 nucleotides. Its product is annotated as cholecystokinin receptor type A-like. Lineage: Eukaryota; Metazoa; Mollusca; Bivalvia; Mytilida; Mytilidae. Gene Ontology annotation, biological process: neuropeptide signaling pathway. The record is from RefSeq and is a predicted model, not a curated record. Bases 318 to 1493 code for a protein of 391 amino acids. Gene Ontology annotation, molecular function: neuropeptide receptor activity. Gene Ontology annotation, cellular component: membrane. The transcript has 2 exons.